Molecule: messenger RNA, 2225 nt
Organism: Humulus lupulus (European hop)
Lineage: Eukaryota; Viridiplantae; Streptophyta; Magnoliopsida; Rosales; Cannabaceae
Exons: 3
Coding region: 185-1651 (488 amino acids)
Source: RefSeq, a predicted model, not a curated record
GUCUAUAUAAGAUGUUUGUAGAAGCAGGUAAGUGAGUCUACCAAAGUCUUUCGAUACCAAUUACCUCCAUGAUCAGCAAGCUUUAAGCUCUCUCUCUCUCUCUCUACUCCAUUCAUUCUCAUCAACUUCAACACACCAAACCAUCAGAACUGUACAAGUUUGCAUCUCUGGAGCUAGUCUAGAAAUGGCAGAAAGAUCUGAAUUUAUCGGAGAGAAAGCAGAGAAAGAGGAAAAAGUAUAUGUCAAUAUCAAGACCAAGGAUAUAGAUAUAGAAUCAGAUGAGAAGAGUGAGAUUGAAGCUGAAUUGAAGACUAAGUCAGUGGAGAAAGUCAAGCCAAAAUAUAAGAAAGAAAAAGAGGAUAAACAUGAAAAUGAUGAUGAGGAGAAGCCAAAGAAGAAAGAACAAGAUGAAAAGGAGAAGCCAAAGAAGAAAGAGAAAGAGGAAAAGGGAAAAGAGAAAGUGAAGAAAAAAAAGAAAGAUGACAAAGAGACCACUGAAGAUCUGAAAGAAAAAAAAGACGACAAAGGGAAGGAGAAAGAUGAGAAGGAAAAGAAAAAAGAUGAUACGAAUGCUGAAGACGAUGAAGAAGAAGAGACAAAGAAAAAGAAGAAAGACAAGAAAGGGAAGAAGGAAAAUGAUGAAAAAUCAGUAGAAAACAAAGAUGAAGAGGAAAAUAAACAAUUGAAGAAAAAAGAAGAAAAGGAUGAUGAGAAAGAAGACAAGAAGAAGGUGAAGAAUAAAGACACAAAAAAGAAGGACAAGGAUGGAGAGGGUAAGGGAAAAGAAAGUACUGGUGAGAAAGAAAAGAAGAAGAAAGAUAAGAAAGAAGAGGAGGGGCAUGGGGAAGUAGUGAAUGAGGAGAGAAAAGAAGAUGGUGAAGAAAAGAAAAAAGACGGUAAGAAAAAGGACAGCAAGCACGUAACGAAUGAGGCAAAGGGAACACAUGAUGAAAGCAAAGAGAAAGUGGAUAAGAAGAGUAAAGAUAAAAAAGAAAAGAAGAAAAGUGAUGGAGUGAAAGAGGAGAAAAAUGAUGAGCAUGAUCAAAAAGAAGGGAAGACGGGAAAGAAGAAAGAUGAGGAGAAGAAGAAAAAGAAAGAAGAAAAUGAACAAGAUGUUGUAGUUACCUCUAGGGAUGUUGAUAUAGAAGUAAGUGCCAAAGCGUCGGAGACUAAAGAUGGUGAUAAAAAUGAGAAAACACACAAAGAAGAUAAGGACAAGGAAGCUGGGAAAGAAGGAAAGAAGAAGAAGAAAGAAAAGAAAGGAAAGGAAGAUGAGAAAGAAGAAAAGAACAAGAAAGAAAAGAAAGGAAAGGAAGGAAAGGAAGAGAAGAAAAAACAGAAAGAUGAAGUGGAGGGGAAGCCUGUAAGUGAUGUUAAGUCUCGGGAUGUUGAAAUAAAUGAAGAUGUGGAACAAUCUAAGGACGAGUCGAGUAAAAGUAAGAAGGACGGCAAAGAAAAGAAAGAAAAGGAGAACGGCGAUAAGAAAAGAAAACUUGAUGGGAAGGGCAAAGCAAAGGAUGCUGGCAAGCUAAACAGUAAGUUAGAGAAGAUUAAUGAGAAAAUAGAAGCUCUCCUUGAACAGAAGGCUGGCAUACUGACACAGAUGAAGGAAGCUGAACCUGCAAAUCCUGAUCUUGUUGAGAAAUCCUGAAAUGUAGAAGUGGAUACAACUGGUCUUAGUUGGCUUUGUAGUGAGGCCAAAUCCAAGUGGGAAGAGUGGAUCAUAAUGAUAAUCUCCGAUGUUCAUGGGGAGUUGAUCAACAGUCUUGAACCAUGUCCGGGAAAGCUUUCCGGUGAAACCAUAAUCGCCGAAUAAGACAUCAGCAACACCUUGGCCUUCAGUUCCAGGGAGCCAAGCAGCAACAAGAGCAUCUAUGGAUGAAACAUAGGGUUGAAUAACAACAGGGCGCCCAGAGAUAACAACAACAACACAUUUUAUAGCCCCACACACGUUUGUUAUGAUGCUUGGACCAGGUUGAGGAAUUGUCAAGUUCAAACUGUCACCAAAUGUCUCUGCAUAUGGAGUUUCUCCCACCACAACAAUGGCAUAAUUGAAUCCAUUUGAUUUGACAAAGCCGGUGUCUGGCUUUUCCUUGUACACAACUUUAGUUGUUGGAUCAACUGUCUUUUUUAUGGCAGUGAGGAUAGUGGUACCUGUUUUAAGUACAAAGGUUUUUGUUAAGCGUUAAUUGUUUUUGAUGAAUAAUAGCAUACUAAUUAAUCUU